AUGCUUUUCAAUGGGGAUGUUUGUAAGAUAGGCGACUGGGUCCUCGCAGCAAAGGGCACUCAGGCAGUGGAACGGUCUCCGAUUGUAGCGUGUUUUCUUAUUCAGCACCAAGACUCAGACGCAGAUAAACUUCUGCAUCCAGAUGCAAUUCUUCUGGAAUGUGGAAUUGUUGGCGAACCGGCAGUGUCCUCCUCCAUGCCUACUGUCAGGGCACAUGGUAGUUUUUUACUCUAUCCUAUUGAGCAAAUUUUAUGUGCAGCAAAUGUGCAGCAUCAAUGCCAAGCACACAAUUGCAAAGAUUUUGCUUCUGACAUUGAGUUCAUUUAUGAAGAACGGGUGAAGACAUCAAAAGCAAAGACUGUAAUAUGUCAUGUCAGGGACCCUGAUGAUCUCAUUCUCAACACUGCAUGGAUGCACAAUGCAAAGCACAUGCAGGGCCUUUGGGUACCUGUUCAGCCACUAGACAUGAACCUUGCGAUCCUUGAGGGUGCUGCAAGGGAGAUUCGGACACACAAUGACACCACAAGUGGAGCUUCCAUGACAUCUACAGCAGCACAUGCACCACAUGGACAAGCCACGAGCGUUUGCAUCCUUCGAGUUAUCUGGCCCACCCUGCGGUUCCCAGCGAGGAAGUCCUUCAACUCCAAGAGUUUGCUGCUGAGCCCUACUGCUAGCUUACUGCAUGCUACUGGAUCCCCACCUUCAAGUUCACGUCAACCACAUAUCGACCCAAAUCUAUUUGCAGAUGAAUUGUCUGCCCUCUUUGUGGACACUCUCACAAACCAGUUCAGCUUUGGCGAUGCAGAACAAGACUUGCAGAAAAACCUACAUGGUUUUGCAAGGCUCGGUCAUGGUCUGAGCAAAUCUGAUCUUGCAACCAGAACAUAUCUUCUUGGCAGUAUAUUUUGCAUUCUCAAAGAACAACGCAAGAUCGCUGCUUCUCAUCAGUCAACACAGAACCUUCUCGCUGAUUUGCAAAUCUGUCUUGAAACUACAUUCUCACUUAGUCCUGAGCAAUGA
Messenger RNA from Suillus subalutaceus, 1020 nucleotides. RefSeq lists its product as uncharacterized. Bases 1 to 1020 code for a protein of 339 amino acids. Lineage: Eukaryota; Fungi; Basidiomycota; Agaricomycetes; Boletales; Suillaceae. The record is from RefSeq and is a predicted model, not a curated record. The transcript has 4 exons.